Molecule: messenger RNA, 336 nt
Organism: Kwoniella botswanensis
Lineage: Eukaryota; Fungi; Basidiomycota; Tremellomycetes; Tremellales; Cryptococcaceae
Product: small nuclear ribonucleoprotein Sm D2
Exons: 5
Coding region: 1-336 (111 amino acids)
Biological process (GO): spliceosomal snRNP assembly; RNA splicing
Cellular component (GO): U4/U6 x U5 tri-snRNP complex; U5 snRNP; catalytic step 2 spliceosome
Molecular function (GO): RNA binding
Source: RefSeq, a predicted model, not a curated record
AUGAGUCAAUACGCCCACGUCCCCAAAUCCGAGUUGGACGAAGCGCAAAUAAAAGAAUUAGAGGAGUAUGAGAUCUCUCAAGGACCUUUAUCAGUCUUACAACAGGCCGUACGAAACUCGUCGCAGGUGUUGAUCUCUUUACGAAAUAACAAGAAGUUGCUGGCGAGGGUGAAGGCUUUUGAUAGGCAUUGUAACAUGGUCUUGGAGAAUGUGAAAGAGAUGUGGACGGAAACACCGAAAGGAAAGGGAAAGAAGCCAGUAAACAAGGAUAGAUUCAUCUCCAAAAUGUUCCUCCGUGGCGAUUCAGUCAUUCUCGUCCUUCGUAACGCAGCUUAA